ACUGACUAUCAGAUCAAGAUCAAAUCUGAUACUUUUGUGAAAACUUCUCUUUUGGUCUCAGCAGUGGGUCGUUCCAGUCUUCAUGUUGUUGUGGGCAACACUACUGGUCCUGGCUUCCGCCAGUGGACAAUUUGAACGAGCUGCCCCAUCUGGACCCUUGUCCAGGUCACCUCUGGAUUCUAGAAGAAGACUUGUCCAUUUCUUGCUGUUAUAAUUAGAUACAGUUGGGAUUUUUCUGGCAACUACACCCAAGCCUGUGAUCUCCCUUCACCCUCCUUGGACCCCUGUGUUUCAAGGAGACACAGUGAGUCUGACUUGCAAUGGGUUUAGAUCUUCCUCACCAAAGAAAACACAAUGGUACAAUGGACAGAGCCCAUUAACGGAAACCAGAAACACCCUGGAUGUCUAUCAAUCGGGAAAAUACAGCUGCAGAGUUGGCACAUCACUUCUGAGUGACCCUGUGCACCUGGAUUUUACUAAAGCUACACUGAUCCUGCAAACUCCACUUUCUGUGUUUGAAGGAGACUCUGUGAAUCUAAGGUGCCUGGCAAGGGCAGGAACAGAACUAGAAAAUAUGGAAAUUUAUAAGAAUGGUGAAUUACUGGCAUUACUUGGUGAAAACAAUGACUUCAACAUUCGCAGAGCAAGUCUGGAGAACAGCGGUAACUAUCAUUGUAUGGGAGUUAAGAAAAGUAAUCACGAGCCAGUUGUUUCCAAAAGAGUGAAAAUCCAAGUCCAAGAGUUAUUUUCACGUCCUGUGCUGACAGACAGCCUCUCUGAGUCCACACAUGGCAAUCAAGUGACCCUGUCUUGUAAGACCCAGAUCCUUCCGCAGAAGUCAAAUGUCAUCCUCCAGUUCUGCUUCUACAGAAAUAACCAGUCCCUGGAGUCAGGCUGCAGCAACAACCCAGGACUCCAGAUUUCUGCCAUAUGGCCUCACUAUUCAGGUUUCUACCAGUGCAAGGCAGGAGACGUGACUUCUGGUAUUUGGAAAGAGAGCCAAAUAUCCCAAAUUUAUGAGCAAAGAGUUGCCGAAGUCCAAAAAGCCACAGAGUUUGUCACCGAAGGGCAGGAGCUGCUGCUCAUCUGCUCAGUAGAUAGGAAUCCAAAGAACAUGAAUUUCUACUGGUAUAAAAAAAGGGGGUACCUAUCCUCAGGAGCAAAAUACAAGAUCGCUUCAGUGAAAAACAGUGAUGCAGGGGAGUAUUACUGCAGGGCUGGAAGUUUUACCAGCAAGCCAGUGACCAUCAAAGUGAGAGUGCCUAUAUCCCAGCCAGUUCUCACCGCCAGGACUAGGCAGACUCAGAUUGUGGAGGGACAACAGAUCAUCUUAAACUGUGAGGUUGACAGAAGUUCUCCUGAGAUCUUGUACCAGUUUUUGCAUGAAGAUACAGUCCUGUGGGAGACAAAAACCAGUUCAAUACUAGCCAGCUUCUCUCUGACCGCAAAGCACUCUGGGAACUACUAUUGUAUAGCUAACAGCGGCUUUGGCCCCAAACGCAGCAAGGUCCUGAAGCUCUCUGUCAUUGUGCCAGUGUCCCAGCCGAUCCUCACCUUCCACCCUGCUGAAGCCCGGACUGUUGAGGGAAGCGUGUUGACACUUCACUGUGAAGACCCCAGAGGUUCUCUCCCCAUCCUGUACCAGUUCUAUCGUGAGAAAUUACUUCUGCCUAGAAGCUCAACACGCAGUGACACUGGAGCAUCCUACAGAUUCUCUCUAACAGAAGCGCACUCUGGGAACUACUACUGCACAGCAGAUAAUGGAUUUGGCUCCAAGCGAAGUAAUACCGUGAGCCUCUCUGUCACUGUCCCAGUGUCCCAGCCGAUCUUAACCUUCUACCCUGCUGAAGCCCAGACUAUUGAGGGAAGCGUGUUGACACUUCACUGUGAAGCCCACAGAGGUUCUCUCCCCAUCCUGUACCAGUUCUAUCUUGAGACAUCCCUCUUAGAUAGAAGCACAGUGCACAGUGGUGUUGGAACAUCCUACAGAUUCUCUCUAACAGAAGCGCACUCUGGGAACUACUACUGCACAGCAGAUAAUGGAUUUGGCUCCAAGCGCAGUAAUACCAUGAGCCUCUCUGUCAUUGUUCCAGUGUCCCUCCCAUUGAUCAUUUUCAAAGUGCCCAGAGUCCCAGCUGUGGUGGGGGACAUGAUAGAACUUCAAUGUGAGGCCCAGAGAGGCUCCCCACCAAUUGUGUACCAUUUUUUUCAUGAGGAUGUCAUGUUGGGAAGCAGGCAAUCCCCCUCUGGAGGGGGAGCAUCCUUCAAAUUCCUUCUCACUGAAGAACAUUCUGGAAACUACCUCUGUGAGGCCAGCAAUGUUGGGAAGACCCAGCGCAGUAAAACGGUGGUACUCAAUGUCAAAGUUCCAGUGUCCCGUCCUGCCUUCACCCUCAGGGCCUCCGGGUCCCAGGCUGUGGUGGGCAAUGUGAUGCAGCUUCACUGUGAGGCCCUGAGAGGCUCACCUCCAAUUCUGUACCGGUUUUACCAUGAGGAUGUCAUGCUGGGGAACAGUUCAGCCUCCUUUGGAGGAGGAACAUCCUUCAACUUCACUCUGACAGUGGAACACUCUGGAAACUACUCCUGUGAGGCUGACAAUGACCUUGAAGUCCAGCGCAGUGAGACGGUGACACUCAAAGUCACAGUUCCAGUGUCCCGCCCUGUCCUCACCCUCCGGGUUUCCAAGGCCCAGGCCAUGGUGGGGGAUGUGGUAGAGCUUCACUGUGAGGCUCUGAGAGGCUCCCCGCCAAUCCUGUACCGGUUUUAUCAUGAGAAUGUCGUCCUGAGGAACGACUCAACUUUCUCUGCAAAAGGAGUGUCCUUCAACCUCUCCUUGACUGCACAACAUUCUGGAAACUAUUCCUGCGAGGCUGACAAUGGCUUGGGGGCCCAGAAGAGUGAACUGGUGACACUUUUUAUCACAGGGCCAACCGAGAACAGAAGUGCUGUAGCUACAGGAGUCACUGGGGCACUACUCAGCAUACUGGGCCUUGCUGCUGGAGCGUUGCUGUUUUAUUUCUGGUUCUCAAGAAAAGCAGGAGAGAGAUCUGCCUCUGACUUCUCCAGGAACCCUUCAGAUUUGAACCCCCAAGAGACCACUUACCAAAACGUACCAGGCUGGAUAGAACUGCAACCAGUAUACAUCAAUGUAAAUCCUAGAGAAAGAGACGUGGUUUACUCAGAAGUACGAAGAAACAAAGGAGAAAAUAAAUACGCAGCAGCCUCCAGACCCAAGAUUCUCACGAACGAGGGCUCCCCUGUCAUCUACUCCCAGGUGAAAGUGGCCUGCACCCCAGCCUCCAGGGUCCAGCAGUCAGCCACCUCAGAUCCUCACAGAUGAGUUCACAUGGCUUCCCAGCUGCUGCCUCAAGCCUCUGCACCUCAGUGCUACAAUGGGGAAGUGGGAGCACUGAGUGCAAGAUUUAAACUCCCCCAGACUACAUGCAGCAUCCUUUAUGCUAAAUGUUCUGCUCCCAGGCCGACCGGAGCACAUGGCCCUUCUGCACUUCAACCUUCUCUUAGGUUACAGCCCUGAACUAGUGGUUCUUUCUAUUUAAUAAUAAGCUAAUCCCAACCCAGGGCCUUCCUGAAUGCUGACUUGCUCAGUGAGCUCCAUGCCUUGGUGGCACCCACAUUCCCUCUAUGAGACUAUUCCUCAGUUCCUGCAAGGAGGUCCUGCUUUCAAUGCAUGUGUUUCUCAAUUGCCAUCUCCUGGGGAUUACUGUGGCUGAACAAGAAGCAUGCCACCCCACUCCAACAAGGGACUCAUUGCUGGCCUCCCUACAGUGAAAUGGUGCUUGAUACUGUUAUACCUGCCUCAGACUCCAGGGUCAGGACCUAACAAGAGAGUUACUUCUCUACUGCCCGUGAACCAACAUCUACACCCAAGUAACAGAUGCCAUUGGUCCAGGGAUGAUCCAGAAAGCCAAAGCCCUUUAGGUCUGGUGCCCUCAUGUGACUCCAGACAGGCCAUUCAUGUGGAUCAUGCUGGUCCUGAGCCAACCUUCAGCCAGAUAGCCCCUAUCUGCUGGAGUCAAGAGAAUUUCACCAUGGCAUCUUGGGUUUCAUCAGCCACAAUUGACAGAGGAAGGUGGAGGUCCCUGCCUUGGUGUACCUCAUCUUGGGCCUUACAAUCUCAAUGUGGAAACAGUGAAUAAACAUGCUUUCUUUAAGAUGA
Molecule: messenger RNA, 4177 nt
Organism: Cavia porcellus (domestic guinea pig)
Lineage: Eukaryota; Metazoa; Chordata; Mammalia; Rodentia; Caviidae
Gene: Fcrl5
Product: Fc receptor like 5
Exons: 20
Coding region: 575-3340 (921 amino acids)
Biological process (GO): cell surface receptor signaling pathway
Cellular component (GO): plasma membrane
Molecular function (GO): transmembrane signaling receptor activity
Source: RefSeq, a predicted model, not a curated record